ACACUAGCGUCUGAUAUCGCAUAUCGUCACUCUGUUUUGAUACACGAAGGUGACCAGGUUACAUUAAAGCUAGCGCUUUAUUGAAGUGUGAUUAUAUGCGAUGGUUGUGCGCUUGUGUUUGUUCCAUAUUUAUUAAAAAUGAAGAGUGGAACGGAUGAAGUACAUAAAUUGACGGAAACGGUUUAUAAGAACCUGGUGGAGAAUUUCAGUUACGGUGUGCGCCAGAUCUUGCUGACAGGGAAGGCCUACUACAAGGCACUGCAAGUGGUGACCUCUACAGCACAGGCUUACAAUGAAGCCCUUGGUCAGUUUGGAGCAGAAGCGAGGCUAUGUCGGGGCGGGACAGAAGAGAUAGGGGAGGCAAUUCAUCAGAUUGCAGAAGCCCAGAGAGCAAUCCAGGCCAGAUUAAAAGACAGUGCCAAAGCCCUGUUCAGUGAGCUGAUCCUGCCCCUGGAACAGAAGAUGGAGAAGGAUUUCAAGAAAGCCAGUUCUGAUGUAAGAAAGUACAGCCAGGGCCACAAGUUGGUGAUGUCUCCAUUCAUCAAGGCAUACGACACACUGAAAAAAUUCCGAAAGAAAACAAAAAAUAAGCCUGUCUAUGAUAGUGAGAAAGAGGCAAAUCACAUGAGAAGCCUGGGGAAAUGUCAAGAAAAGUUGGACGAAUACAGGAUACAAGGACUCAGAUCGGCAUUGUUAGAGGAGCGCCGGUGCCACUGUUUUGUACUCCAGCGUCUGUGUUCGGUGGCCCAUCUGGACUACGGGGUCCACAGGCAGGGCGUGGACGUGUACGUAUCACUGCGCGACUGGGAAGAUGUCUGCUCAAACCCUCAUCAGCUCCCGCCAUCUGCGGAUCGUGUUAUUGCAGAUUUUAUGGAUGACUAUCAGCCAAUGAAUGGUGGUACAGAAUACCAUGGCAACGGACAUGGGUAUCUUCACAGAGACACUCAGUCCUUACAUAAUGGUCUGAGACGAUCCAAAAGCUCCCAGGAAUUGAGCUGGAAUAGAGGUCGUCUUGAUGGCACCCAGACAUUGCCCCACUCUAUGUCCCCACCCCCUGCCCCACAGGGGCGUGUACAGGCAACAUACAACUUCACCGCAACACAGGAGAACCAGAUGAGCUUCACAGACGGUGACAUCAUUGUGUUGAUGGGGGAGAAGUCAGAGGGCUGGCAGUACGGACACAACAUGAACACACACAGAAUGGGUUGGUUCCCGCUGUCAUUCACCAAGCCGUUGACCAGUGGUAGAUCAUCUCCAGACUUCAAAGCAUUGAGCCCCUCCAACAGAACACAGAGUGUUGGUGACAUGUUGGAUGUGCACCCCCCACCCCCACCCGACCAUCUGCAGUAUGACCCAGGUCUCCCUGGCAACAUGCGCAGACCAAACUCACUAUAUGAUUGUCCACCACAGACAAACUCAUCCCCUCAGCUGCAUGGCAUGUAUUCAGAGAGAAAUGUGUCACUGCAGCGUUCAGGAUCAUUCUUCUCGAUGGGCGGGAGAGCUGUGCAGGACUCCGCUCCAAGUGCUCCCUCCUUUAAUCAGGGAGCCAACAACACCUUCUCCAGUGACCCCCAAACCCCUCCUAAUUACAGCCUGCCGUCAGCCAGUGCAGGGGCUCCAUAUGAGAGCAAAGCCCAACAUCUACACCCACGAUCCUACACUCUCCCUGCCAAAACCUCAAGUGUUCCAUGUAUGAUGCCCCCAGUAACCUCUGCCCCCUCUCCUGCACCCCCUAUCAGUGCUCCACCACCCCCUCCCCCUCCACCUCCCCCAGUCCAUUCUCAGCCCGUUUCCUCUCACCAAUCGCAAUCCUCACCUCAACACAUACCCUCUCCUCUGCAUCGGCCUGCAACCACCUCCAGCAUGCCCCCUCCUCCUCCUGCUCCCUCUAUUGGUUCCCAUGGUCACCCUAAUGUCUCCUCAAUGUCACUUUUUACACAGCGUCAGCCCAGUACAAGGGUGAAUGCCGUCAAUACACCAGUUCGACAGCUGAGUAAUAAUCCGCCACCACCACCUCUUCAAGACCAUGCCACGAUAGAGGAGAAUGUGAAUCACCAAAACAACCCUAUGUUUGCCAGCGUGUCACUUCGAAAGGCUCAAACCAAUGACAGAUCUGCACCAAAAUUCUAACUACAUCCAUCAUGUUUUGUGAACUACUUAUACAUAUGUAAUCCAUGAGAGAGAGACUUUUAUAAUGAUCUAUGCCAUUGUUUGUUUAUUGAUUUACUGAUGACUUGACAAUAUGGAAAAGCUUACAAAUUUGAAAACGUGUUGUUGAAUAUUGUUUAUAUAUAUCAAAAAGAAAAGUGUUACUUUUGUUGGUAUCCUGUGCAUGAUUGUUUUAGAUGCUCCUCUAAACUAAUAAAGUCUCUGCUGUACAUAAGUCGGUCAUUCUGUGUCAUAUGAGUCGCAUCAUGCAAAAAAGGAUCUUAUGUCAUAUGAUGCAUCAUUCUGCAAGCUACCCUGUAUAAAUUUAACUUUCAGUAAUGCAGUAUAGAUUUUCAAUUAGAUCAGUGUUUAAACAUGUUACUGUUUGGUACUAAAAUGUGCUUACUAAAUUAUAUAUAUUAAUGAGCAAAUAUAAUUUCAAAAGGAAAAACAUUGUCCUAAUAAAUACUUAAAUUACCGGUAAUGUGUCAAAGGAAUUUUGAUGUAAAUUAAUUAUAAAUGUAUACAAUUUAAGACUAUUUGCUAUUAAAAUGUAUUUUUAUAGUGUCUAAAUAUUUUCCGUGUAUAAUAAAGGGAAUUCCAGUUCAGUCAUUAUUACUGAUUUUAAGCUAUAAGGUGUAUUUUUUUGUUAUUUUUCACUGCGUUAACAUUAAGCAAGUUAGACUAUGAUAAUCAUGAGGUCAUGUAUAUAUGUAAAAUUGUAUUAUACAAGUACUGUUCUCAUGUUUUAUCAAUUAAUGUAAUAUGUGUGUUGCUUUAAUACAAGGUAUGUAAAAGUACCUGAUUAUUUUAUCAUGAAAGGAGCAACUAGUGAAUGUUCUUUAGCUCACAGAUUCACCUGAGCACAAUGUGCUCAUGGUGAACUUUUGUGAUCGCCUUUUGUCUGUUGUGCGUUGUGCGGCGUCAACAUUUGCCUUGUUAAUACUCUAGAGGUCACAUUUAUUGUCCGAUCUUCAUGAAAUUUGGUCAGAAGAUUUGUCUCAAUGAUAUCUUGGACAUGUUUGAAAAUAGUUGCAGUUGUUUGAAAAACAUGGCUGCCAGGAGGCGGGGCAUUUUUUCUAAUAUGGCUAUAUAUGGCUGGAGUGAAACCUUGUUAAGACUCUAGUGGCCACAUUUAUUGUUGGAUCUUUAUGAAAAUUAGACAGAAGAUUCGUCCCAUCAUAUCUUGGACGAGUUCGAAAAUAAUUCCGGUUGGUUGACAAACAUGGCCGCCAGGGGUGGGGCAUUUUUUCUAAUAUGGCUGUAGUAAAACCUUUUUAACACUCUAGAGGCCACAUUUUUUGUCCGAUCAUCAUGAAACUUGGUCAGAAGAUUUGUCCCAAUCAUAUCUUGAACGAGUAUGAAAAUAGUUCCAGUCUGUUGAAAAACAUGGCCACCAGGGGUAGGGGCAUUUUUCCUUAUAUGGCUACAUAUUGCUAUUAUAAGUAAAACCUUGCUUACACUAUAGAGUCCCCAUUUAUUGUCCGAUCUCCAUGAAACUUGGUCAGAAGAUUUGUCCCAAUGAUAUCCUGGACAACUUCUAAAAUGGUUCUUGUUGGUUAAUAAACAUUGCUGCCAUUGGGCGGGGAAUUUUUCCUUAUGGCUAUUGUAAAAACUUGUUUACACUCUUAAAGUCACAUGUAUUGUCCAAUCUUCAUGAGUCAGAACAUUAGUUCUAAUAAUUUCUUGAACCAGUUCGAAAAUGGUUUUAGUUGCUUGAAAAAAAUGGCCGCAAUUGGACAGGGAAUUUUUAUUGGCCAUAUAUUACUAUAUUAAAACCUCGUUAACAAUCUAUAGGCCACAUUUAUUUUCUGAUCUUAAUGAAACUUGGUAAGAAGAUUGUUCCCGAUGAUAUCUUGGAUGAGUUCAAAAACGGUUCUGGUUGGUUGAAAAACAUUACUGCAAGGGGGCAGGGCAUUUUCCCUAAUAUAUAGCUAUAGUACAAACUUGUUAACACUCCAAUAAUCACAUUUAUUUUCCAAUCUUCAUAACACUUGGUCAGAACAUUUGUUUAAAUGAUGUCUUGGAUCAGUUCGAAAAAAGCUACGGUCUGUGGACAAACCUGGCUGCCAGGGGUCGGGGAAUUUAUCGUAAUAUGGCUGUAGUAAAACAUUGUUAGCACUCUUAAAGUUACAUUUAUAGUUCACUCUUCAUGAAACUUGGUCAGAACAUUGGUUCAAGUGAUAUCUUGGGGCUGCACUGAGCAGGUCAGUACCUUUGCAUCUCAGGUGAGCCACUUUGGGCCUUUCAGGCCAUCUUGUUUAAGCAAAGUGUUGUACUGUACUCAAUAUAACACAAAUGUGUUAUUAUAAUAUACAUAUGAUACUUGAAAUGUAUAUUACUCUGGAAAUAAUUGAUAUGUUGUUAAAAUGUAGUUAUGGUAAAACACAUCAAUAGUGUGCACUAUGUCUGAAAAACAUGUCUGUUAAAAUAACAUACAGGACAAUAAUUUAAGUUUUCCCUUAGAUAUAUAACUAAAAUUGAUUGUAAUAUAAAAAUAUUAUAUACAUGUAAAGAUCAUUAUUUUCCUGCUAUAUUCCACAGAUGUUCUUUUAUAAUCAAAAUUGUGUUAGUUAUUACAAAAUACACAAUUGUAUAUUUUUUGUGACUUUCUGUUGUUGAAAAAUCUGUGCAAGAAUGACGCUUUAGAUAAUGACCACUGAUUUUCAGUAAUUUUCAACAUUGUGCAAAUAUAAAUUGUAUUAUAUAUGUUUUGUAAUGAUAACCCAGCAAAGGAAAGUAUAGCCACAUUUAGUAAAGCAAUUCUAUCUUUUGGGAUUUUUAUCCGAAAUGUGUAGUAUUUAAUGAAAUUUUUUGAACAUUAUAUAGGCGGUUUAAGUUUUGAAUAAUUUAUUAUGAUAGUUAUUAUGCCUUUUUUAUGCAAAAAACUAAAUACAUAUUUAAACUUCACACAGGCAGUAAGCUGUCUAAUCUGUGUAAUGUGAACACAAAUGUUCUAUAAACUGUGACACUUCCACUUUAAAAUAUAACUUUUUACUUCACCUUAUGAUUAAGUUGCGUGCUGUGCUCGGCUGUCAUUAUUUAUUUUUGCCUUUGUUAUACAUGCUUAAUAACGCGACUCUUUAUGCAUUUGUAUUAUGUUUGUUAGCUCACCUUAGCAUAAUGUUCUCAUGGUGAGCUUUUGUGAUCCCUUUUUGUCUGUUGUGUGGCGUCAACAUUUGCCUUGUUAACACUCUAGAGGCUACAUUUAUUGUCCUAUCUUCAUGAAAUUUUAUCAGUAGAUUUAUGCCAAAUAUAUCUUGGAACAGUUUUUUUUAAUGAUAUCUUGGAUGAGUUCCAAAAUCUGUUCCAGUUGCUUAAAAAACAUGGCCGCCAGGGGGCAGGGCAUUUUUCUUUAUAUGGCUAUACAUAGGCUUAGUAAAACCUUGUUAACACUCUAAAAGUCAAAUGGUUCCAGUUGGUUAAAAGACAUGGCUGCCAGGGGUCUGGGCUUUUUUCUUAUAUAGCUUAAAAAAACAACUUAUUAACACUCAUUUAGUCCAAUCAUCAUGAAACUUGGUCAGAAAAUUUGUUCUAAUUAUAUAUUGGAUGUGUUAGAAAAUGGUUCUGCACUGUUAAAAAACAUGACCACCAGGGGGCGGGGCAUUUUCUUAUAUGAAUAUAGUAAAACCUUGUUAACACUCCAGAGGCCACAUUUAUUGUCAUAAAACUUUUGGCUAUUGUUAUACCCCCAUUACCAUUGGUAAUGAGGGCUAUAUAGGAAUCACUUUGUUGGUCUGUUUGUCGGUCGGUCUGUCCCGAAAUCUUGUCUGGGCAAUAACUAUGUUGUUCAUUGUGAGACUUUAAUAUCAUUUGGCUCAUUUGUUCACCAUCAUUGGACGGUGUGUCGCGCGAAAGAAUUACGUCAAUAUCUCAAAGGUCAAGGUCACACUUUGUGUUCAAAGGUCAAAAAUGAGCUUGUCCGGGCCAUAACUUUGUCAUUUGUUGUGAGAUUUUAAAAUCAUUUGGCACAAUUGUUCACCAUCAUUGGACGGUGUGUCGAGUGAAAGAAUUACGUUGAUAUCUACAAGUUCAAGGUCACACUGUGAGUUCAAAGGUCAAAAUGGCCAUACAUGAGCUUGUCCGGGCAAUAACUAUGUUGUUCAUUGUGAGAUUUAAAAUCAUUUGGCACAUUUAUUCACCAUCAUUGGACGGUGUGUCGCGCAAAAGAAUUACGUCGAUAUCUUCUAGGUCAAGGUCACACUUUAAGUUCAAAGGUCAAAAAUGGCCAUAAAUGAGCUUGUCUGGGCCAUAAAUAUGUUGUUCAUUGUGAGAUUUUCAAAUAAUAUGGCACAUUUGUUCAUCAUCAUUGGACGGUGUGUCGCUCAAAAGAAUUACGUCAAUAUCUCCAAGGUCAAGGUGACAAUUUGAGUUUAAAGGUAAAAAAUGGCCAUAAAUAAGCUUGUCUGGCCCAUAAUUAUGUCGUUCAUUGUGAGAUUUUGAAAUCAUUUGUUUACCAUCAUUGGACGGUGGGUCGCACGAAAGAAUUAUGUUGAUAUCUCCAAGGUCAAGGUCACACUUUGAGUUCAAAGGUCAAAAAUGGCCAUAAAUGAUAAUGGCAUAAUAAUUCUUAAAAAUGGCCAUAUAUUCGAUUCUCUUGUUUUGUGAAGACAGCAUGCAAAAUAGUCUGUGUCAAUGAGGCAUGUGGGGGUAUACGUCACGUCUGUGACAAAGCUCUAGUUAAAACUUGUUAACACUCUUAAAAGUCUUCAUUAAACUUGGCCAGAACUUUUGUUUUAAAUAUAUCUUGGAUGAGAUUUAAAGUGAUUCCUGUCUGAUGAAAAAUAUGGCCGCCAGGGGGCGGGGAACUUAUCCUUUUAUGGCCAUAGUAAAACCUCAUAAGCACUCUAUAAGUUACAUUUAUUGUUCACUCUUCAUGAAACUUGGUCAGAACAUUCGUUCUAAUGAUAUAUCGGGCUGCACAGAAGAGGUCAGUUCCUUUGUAUUUUAGGUGAGUGACUUUGGGCCUUUCAGUCCCUCGUGUUUUAGUUUAUUUCAAGUUGUGUAGGAUUAUAUGGUAUAUGGAUAUAUAAAAAUAAACCAAGCGAUAUCUACAAAUAUUCAUGCAUAAGAUGUGUUAUUAUCCCCAUGUUUUUCAGAGAAAAAGUGGGGAUAUUGUAUUGAUGUGCGUCUGUCCGUCCUGGCCACCUGCUCCUCCUACACUAUUAGCACUAGAACCUUGAAACUUACAUACAUGUUAGCUAUGAGCAUAUGUGCGACGGUGACAGUGACGGAAUUUUGAUCUGACCACUGGGUCAAAAUGUAUGGGGGUUUGGGCGGGGCCGGGUCAGAGAUUUUCACUCAUUUUUUUAUGUUAUUUUACAUUAACUUCUUCAUUUCUGCACCGAUUUACUUUAAAUUGAUACUGAGCCUCUCUUAUGACACUAAGGUCAAUCUCAACUAUGCAUGGCCCCAUUACCAACCCUGGGGCGCCCUGGCCAAAUAGUCCACGCCCACCCAAAAUUGCCUUUUACUAUAAUUUCUUCAUUUCUACACCGAUUCACUUCAAAUUGAUACUGAACCUCUCUUAUGACAAUAUGGUCAAUCUCAGCUAUGCAUGGCCCCAUUACCAACCCUAGGGCAACCCGCCCACAUAGGCCAUGACAACCCAAAAUUGCCUUAUACUAUAAUUUCUUCAUUUCUACACCGAUUCACUUCAAAUUAAUACUGAACCUCUCUUAUGACAAUACGGUCAAUCUCAGCUAUGCAUGGCCCCAUUACCAACCCUGGGGCGCCCCGCCCACAUAGGCCACGCCCACUCAAAAUUGCCUUUUACUAUAAUUUCUUCAUUUCUACACCGAUUCACUUUAAAUUUAUACUGAACCUCUCUUAUGACAAUACAGUUAAUCUCAACUAUGCAUGGUCCCAUUACCAACCCUGGGGCGCCCCGCCCACAUAGGCCACUCCCACCCAAAAUUGCCUUUUACUAUAAUUUCUUUAUUUCUUCACCGAUUCACUUCAAAUUGAUACUGAACCUCUUUUAUGACAAUACAGUCAAUCUCAACUAUGUAUGGCGCCAUUACCAACCCUGGGGCGCCCCAUCCACAUAGGCCACGCCCACCGAAAAUUGCCUUUUACUAUAAUUUCUUUGUAUCUACACCGAUUUACGUCAAAUUGAUACUGAACAUCUCUUAUGACAAUAAGGUCAAUCUCAACUAUGGCCCCUUUACCAACCCUGGGACGCCCCGCCCAUAAUAGGCCACACCAACCCAAAAUUGUCUUUUACUAUAAUUUCUUUAUUUCUACACCGAUUCACUUCUAAUUGAUACUGAACUUCUCUUAUGACAAUACGGUCAAUCUCAACUAUGCAUGGACCCAUUACUAACCAUGGGGCGCCCCUGGGUCAAACAUGCGGCGUGGGGAUACGCGUCGGUCUCUGCCGCACCAUUUCUAGUUGUUACAGUGUUUUAUUUUGUUAAAUGUUGUUAAAAAAUCGUUAACUUAGAUUGUUAUAUAUGUACUUUCAUACGAAUAAACUAAUAUAUAUAUGUU
This is a messenger RNA of Dreissena polymorpha, 8640 nucleotides long. RefSeq names its product brain-specific angiogenesis inhibitor 1-associated protein 2-like. NCBI's taxonomy places the organism in Eukaryota, Metazoa, Mollusca, Bivalvia, Myida, Dreissenidae. Gene Ontology annotation, cellular component: cytosol; nucleoplasm. The record is from RefSeq and is a predicted model, not a curated record. The transcript is spliced from 14 exons. Gene Ontology annotation, molecular function: protein binding. Gene Ontology annotation, biological process: actin filament bundle assembly; actin crosslink formation; positive regulation of actin filament polymerization. The coding region runs from base 139 to 2130 and encodes 663 amino acids.